CGAAAAUCGCCAAUAAUAUUGAGCUUAUGUUCUUUUUAGGUGGUUUGAUGUUCGCGCGACAGCACAUCCCAUUCAGGUGGUAAACGUCGGUCAGGGCAAUCUGGAGGUGAGUGGUUCGGCUUUCUGCGUGUCGAGAAAAUGUCUCGGUGAAAUGGCAACUGCUUUCGACUUCUGCUCUUUUACGGCUUCAUCCGGUCACUCGUUCACAUGCGUCUUGUUCGUAUUUGAAUGCGGCGAUGUCUGCUACUUGUCCAUCGGCCGUAACAACGACACUAUGAUGUUAUCGUUUCCGGUGAUGGUGUCAGUGUAUCCGCCCAGAGAGGAUAAUUACGGAUGGGGGUACGUUGACCUUCUUUGCCUGAAAAACGACCAUCCUGUUGUUGUGGCAUUGGUGAGACAAGAUGGCGAAUGGGCUACAGAGUGCUCCAACCAUUGUCGUAUUGCUUUCCUGUUCUCUUUGAUUAUCCUGGAAAAGCUGUGGCAGGCAGUUGAUGAGAAACGUCGUUCAAAUCACGUAAGCUUAGAGAUGGAGUACUCCUGCCCCGGCCAAAUUUUCCAAAGGGCCUUGCUGCACCUCAGAGUGAAAAAGUCCUGUGAUGUGGAUCAGAUUCCCCCGGAGAGUUCUGACGAAUGCCAAGGCGUCGAACUUGCCGUUUCGCUGUUCGUGCGGGAAUAUGUUCCUUUAAAAUCAGCACUGGUUCCUUCUGACUCUGACUUCGUGAUUCACUCGAUUUUCGAAGGUACUGGUUUGUCCUGCUGGCGUAUUGAUUCGUUUUCGCAGUCAGUCACCGGAUUUCUUCCAGAUCCUGUUGACAACCAUAGGAACGUUUCAACUUUGCUUCUCGGCAUUGCAGUGCUUUAUCAACGCCCACUGAAAGCUGUUCUGAUGCUCGUUGAUCGAGAGUUUGUCGUUCGCGGAUAUUCGGUGAAGUGA
Soboliphyme baturini is the source of this 934-nucleotide messenger RNA. NCBI's taxonomy places the organism in Eukaryota, Metazoa, Nematoda, Enoplea, Dioctophymatida, Soboliphymatidae. The record is from the annotation of a GenBank genome assembly.